CAGAUCUAGUACUCUCUGAACGUUCAUACGUGUGGAUGUCGCUAAAAUAGUGCCAGUGAUCAUCGAAUGGCGGAAACUGCCCGUCGGCACGUCAACCUUGACAAGUAUUCUACUCAAAGGCUAUUUUCAGAAGUGUGUGGCACUAUCGUUGAUCACCUGCAGUUCCGAGCCACAUGUGUGAUGCCACGCAAUUUCUUUUUAGAUAUAUGGACGUUGACUACUAGGACUGUUUAUUCACAGUACUAGUACUGGUAGGACUAUACCACCUCCUCUGACUUCCUCUCUGGCAACCUCACCGGGUCCCUUCUUCAUGUCAGCCACAAACGGCAAUUAUCCUGCCAUUCAGUCGCUAAAAACUUGGUUCGUGUCCUGGAAGGCUCGCUCGAAAAAUCUUUCAGGAUAUGCAAUCGAUGGAUCCUCCUCUACUGGUACAUGUUACAUGCUGCAUGGCGUGCUGAUUAUCAUACAUUUCGUCCUUGUUAUCUUUUAUAUCUUUCAUUGGGAACACCGUGCGACCUUCCCAUUCACACCGAUGAACAACGAUUUUUGGCCUGUGGUACUGAGCGCUUCACUCCAAGCAUUUUACACUAUGUACACGGCUGUUCUGCUCUUCCUUACCCAACGGCUUGCGAUGUCAAGAACACUUAUACGCCGCCUGAAACUGACCACCAUUCACGAUAUUUCUGGUGCAUGGUCAGGCCUCGGCUCCGCACUCAGCAGUAUCUGGCAACAAAUUGAUAUCUCUGCCUCAUGGUGGGCGAUUUCUGCUGUGACUGCCUACCUUGCAAGCAUUUCCGUGCUGCAUGUCACCUCUUCCACUCUCCUACAAUUUCAAACAUUCAAUACUUCCAUGGCGACUUCUGUGCCGACAACACUAGGAUGGCCAAAUGAUACAAUGAUUUUAGGCGACUUCAAUACGAACUGGGGAUCCAUCACUGCUUCCUUACCGGUUGUCAAUCAAUUGCCCGGACUGGUCUCUGUAGGGUUAUCCAACACUACCGUCUACGACACCCCACAAACAAGCUCUAUGGCAGGACAUGCAACUGUAAAUGCAACGACAAUAAGCUCGCGUUGCGGAUUGCUUCCCAAUGUCACAUACUCUGCGGAUGCCGGUAUGCUAAAUGUAAAUUCUUCGCUUGACGACGGAUUCGGAACUUAUCUAAAUAUGGGCGCAAGCUAUCCCUGGUCAGACCAGGUACAAGCACUUGUACCCGGUUGGUCAUUUCCAAGUAACAAUUUCACUGGGCCGGGUACUAAUCCUGGUGUUGUCCUUAUGGUCUCUACAUUAUUAGACAUCGAACCUUCCGUACAACAGGAGGUUGCCGUGCCGACAACUUGGGAACUUCCUGAUCAUUCGAACUAUUCAGUUGUCGAUCAAUAUGUCGUUGAUGUCUAUUUUGUGCAAUGCUCGCUCUCAGCCGCGACCGCAGAAGCGGUGCUCGACAUGCAAACGAACAGUCUGCAGAAUCCCGUGACCGUGUCGCAACCAUCCACGCAGUGGGAAAUCAAGCAGUGGCCCCAGUGGACAUCUAAUACCUGGCAAACAGCGAUUGGUUGGGCUUUGGCUUACCAGGUCGGUAGUGGAUAUUCAUUUAUCACUUCAGCUGGAUUUUUCGCUGGAAAUCCCGCCAGCGAACCCUCAAUUGCGGAUGAGUAUAUCAUGUCAUCGGUAGGCUUAAAUCUCGCUGCCGAGGAUUUAGUACGAGCCACCGGGGGUCAUCCCCUGUCUACUGUCGUGUUGAGCCCGGGUCAACUGGAGGCUGCCAUUGCGCAGGUAACUGCACAACUCAUUUGGACAGCGGGGCGAAUAGGCACAUCCAAUGGAGGACUUCAAUACGGGAAUGGAAUGGCAUACGUUGAUGAACAGAUCAUUGCCCUACGGCUCAAUAUCAACCUUCUUCCUUUGUUGUUUGCAACAUCUGCGUCGGUGAUGAUGAUGAUAUUGGCUCUGUACAUGACAAGAGCAUUUGAUGCAUCCAGCGGUAGCCAAGCUGCCGUCCCGAAUACAGGUGCACUGCAACUCUUGUGGUUGGGUCGUCAUUCAGCACCUAUCAAUGAAGUACUGGAUGAUGUGGAGCACCCGACGGAAGCCAACCUGCGCCGCGCAGGCAUGAUAGAUGUUUGUUUUGCCAAGACAAUGUCCGAUGAAUCGGAAGAGUUGAGGGGUUCAACUGAUACUCUCUCUUUUCGAAAUCGCAACCGUCAUUACGAUAGAACGAGUGAUUGGGUUUGAUAGUAAUAAGUCACUUGGGUAUGCAGUACUGAAUUGACAACAGCGCAACUGCCUUCGCAUGCGUGUUCAGUAUACAGCUACUUGGUACUGUGCCGCUUCUAAUGUAUUUAGCUGUUGAACGGAAAGGAUAAUAGACCAAGGCAUAAAACAGAU
Molecule: messenger RNA, 2386 nt
Organism: Suillus clintonianus
Lineage: Eukaryota; Fungi; Basidiomycota; Agaricomycetes; Boletales; Suillaceae
Exons: 11
Coding region: 311-2233 (640 amino acids)
Source: RefSeq, a predicted model, not a curated record